AUGGCUGAUUUCGGGGAGAUUCUGCGGAGUAUGGGGGAGUUUGGGUUAUUUCAGAAGAUCACCCUUUUUGCUCUCAGCUUCCCUAAUGUUAUUCUGCCUUUCCACUUUGCCAGUGUACUUUUUAUCCAGUCAGAUCCAGACAGACGCUGCAACACAGACUGGAUACUCAAUGCUGCUCCUAACCUGACCACAGAGGAGCAGCUUAACCUGACCGUGCCUCGGGAAGACGAUGGGACCUUCAGUAGAUGUCGGAUGUUCGUCCCAGUGGACUGGGACAUCGGUGCCAUCAGGGAGUACGGGCUCAAUGAGACUACAAGGUGCCAGAGUGGAUGGGUGUAUGGGAACAUGCUGUAUGAAGCCACCAUAGUCACUGAUUUUGAUCUAGUCUGUGACCGGGCUAGUUUGUUGGAGACAGCACAAACUGUCCUAAUGGCUGGCAUCCUUGUUGGCUGUCUCUUAUUUGGACCUUUUGCAGAGUCGUUUAUCCCGGAGUCAGCCAGGUGGUUGCUGGGCACUGGAAGGACAACGGAGGCUAAACAGCUAAUCAAAAAAGCUGCAGCCAUCAACAAGCGCACGGUUCCAAACUAUCUGCUGGACCAGAUUAUUGUGAAAGACCCAGAGAAAAAGGGAGGCAUAAAAACUCUUAUCCAAUCAGCUGUGCUUAGGAAAUAUUUCUUUACCAUAACAUUGGCAUGGUUCUCGCUGAAUGUUGCCUACUUCUGCCUUUCAUUCAGUGUGGGAAAACUUGGCUUGAACAUCUUCGUGACUCAGGCAGUAUUUGGCCUGUCUGAAAUACCAGCUCAUAUUUUGAGCAUCUGGCUGCUGGAAGCAGUGGGAAGAAAACCAUCUCUCAUGGCAACACUUCUAAUUGGAGGAUUGUUGUGUCUCUUAAUGCUAGCGGUUCCUCAAGGUUAUGCUGUUGCUGUUACUGCGUUAGCAACCUGUGGACGUUUUCUCACUAACUGGGCAGGCUCCGUGUGCAAUGUGUAUGUUCAGGAGCUGUUUCCAACAUCUUUUCGACAAACAGCUUCUGGUUUGGGCUCUAUUGUGUAUCGAACUGGUGGUCUGAUAUCUCCACCAGUCAACAUGUUGGCCAUCUACCACUGGUCCAUACCGAUCAUAGUCUACAGCAGCCUUACACUCAUCAGUGGAGCUCUUGCCUUCUUGCUUCCUGAGACCAGAAGAAAAGAGCUUCCAGACUCAACUGAUGAAGCUGAAGCCAAUGGGACGAAGACUAUGGAGAGGAACCAAAGUGGAUCAAACUUACCUCCACAAAGAAAAUCAACUAAGCUGUAA
Molecule: messenger RNA, 1296 nt
Organism: Pundamilia nyererei
Lineage: Eukaryota; Metazoa; Chordata; Actinopteri; Cichliformes; Cichlidae
Source: RefSeq, a predicted model, not a curated record